Molecule: messenger RNA, 2996 nt
Organism: Anguilla anguilla (European eel)
Lineage: Eukaryota; Metazoa; Chordata; Actinopteri; Anguilliformes; Anguillidae
Gene: cfap157
Product: cilia and flagella associated protein 157
Exons: 3
Coding region: 1150-2457 (435 amino acids)
Biological process (GO): sperm axoneme assembly
Cellular component (GO): ciliary basal body; cilium
Molecular function (GO): nucleic acid binding; microtubule binding; zinc ion binding
Source: RefSeq, a predicted model, not a curated record
CACUGAUUCCUGUGGUGCCAGGCAGUUAUAAUGUAUGGGAUAGCUGAAUUAUUUAUUGCAGCUACUAACAAAUCUUAGCACAACAAUAACAAUGUUGCUGCAAGGAUAUGUACCACUACAUCAAUUUUGUGAAUGAGGUGAUACAUCAGUGUUAUUUAAUGAAAUUUCUUAAACAUAGUGCUGUUGUGCCAUCGUGUGGUUUGAUUGGGUCAGUAUGGUAAGGGUUGAAGUUUAAUGAAAGUGUUCACAUACCUGUGUAAAGCGGUUUACAGAAGUGUGCUCCUUAAUAGGAGUCAACAAGUGUGGUAGAGACCGUGCUCAGUUGCAAAAGAUCUGGUUGGAUCAGCAUUGUGUAGAACUUAGUUUCUCCAAAAUACAGUGUAAUCAUGUUUUGUAUUGUUGCAAAGCCAAUGUCAUGGGGAAAAAGUUGGUGUCUCAGCUACAAAGAUUAACCCAGUGUGAUAUGUUUACAGAUAUAGCGCAAGCAGGAUUCAUUGUUUGUCAUGAUUAUGUCUAAAUUGGAUGACUUGGGGUUUUUCCUUGUAUAUAAGUAGAGAAGUGCAAUGGUUCGGGGAGACUUGUCAACACGGUUUAUGCUUAUAGCUAUUUCAGCACACACAAGCCAGAGAAACGGGGGUGUAUCUCUCUAUGUAAAAGAAUGUGCAGAAAAUUCCAGAAACUGACCAGCUCGUGCCUAGUGAGAAUAUUUGGAUAAAGCUCAUAGGGGAACUUGAAGAGGGCCUGUGGUGGGGUGGGCGUGGUUUGAGCGUCGGCUGCAGAGAGAGAGAGUGUGAGAGGAGCGGCUCUCGGAUCCUUCGUCACAACUGUCAGCUGGAGGUAAUCAGCGCCGAUAAUUGUUAAUUGUUUAAUUGCGCUGAUUGCCUCUGAUUGCUUUCAACAGUGAGCCUGGGGUUUUUAAAAGGAAGACCGGAAGCUGGAGCGGGAGGGCUGAUGACAAGACGGCUGCGGAACCGUCGUGGUUGUAUGAUUUUGUCUGUAAAAGACGCAUCUGAAAAUAAAAGAGCACGGAAGUGCUGAUUACGGAAACAACUGUCUCCCGUGAGUGUGUGUUUAAACCGGAGGGGUGGCACUCGCUUGCCACAGUGGUGGCCCGUGCGGGGGGCAAGUAUUAAACACACAGGAGAUGGCAUGGAACACAGCCAGGAGCAGGGGGAAGCGCCACAACCGGUGGUGGCGCUGGCGAGGAUGCUGGAGGGGAUGGCGGCGAUGCAGGAGAGGCAGGCGGCGAUGCACGCCGAACAGCUGGAGGCUCUGCGGGCGCAAACUUCCCUCCAGACCCAGGCUCUACUGCAACUGGCGGCUGCGGGAGAAACCAGCUCCCGAGAGAGACAGACCGGACCCCCCGUAGCUCUCCAUCUACCAAAGAUGACCCCGGAUGACGACGCGGAGGCGUUCCUUGAGGGGUUUGAGGUGGCCGCAAGGGCAAGUAAAUGGCCGGAGGAGGAGUGGGUCGUCCGCCUCCUGCCCCUCUUGACUGGGGAAGCACAACGAGCGGCACACAGCUUACCCCCCACAGCGCGGACGGUCUAUGGCAACCUAAAGAAGGCGGUCCUGGACCGCCUGGGAUACAGCCCGGAAGAACACCGGCGACGGUUCAGGGAGACGGCCCUGGCCGGAGAGGACCGACCGUUCGCAUACGCACAGAGACUGCUGGACAUGGCGCGUCGGUGGCUGCGGCCAGAAAUCCGGUCAGCAGACGAGGUGGUGGAGCUGGUGGCCCUCGAACGCUUUAUCGAUGGCCUCCCGGCGGAGACGGCGAAUUGGGUGAGGUGCCAUCGGCCGACCGGGUUGGCGGCCGCCGUCACCCUGGCGGAGGACCACCUGGCGCUCUACCCCCGCGGCCAGUCACAGCAGCAGCAGCAGCAGCAGCAGCAGCAGCAAGGACGGGCAGACACGGCUCCGCGCAGGAGAGCCCUUCCUCGUUCCCUUCCUUCCCCCCUUUCUUCCUCCCUUCCCCGUGCCCAAACCCCCGCAUUUUCCCGCAACAACCCUUUUGUUUCUGUUUCCCCAGCCCCAGGCUCAGUGGCGGCGGGAUACGACCCACAGAGAGCUCCUCAGACGCCCGGACCGGGGUGUUGGCGGUGCGGACAACCGGGUCACCUGCGCCGCGAGUGCCCACUCAUGGAGGUGGGGCAGGUGGUUCGUGUUGUCGGCCCGCCCACCUCCGCUCCUGACCCAGACGGAGCGUACUGUAUUCCGGAGGUGCCCAAGGAGAAGGAUACAAUGACCAUGUCACGAUACAAUCACUUAAUGAAGAAUCUCCUGGUACUGCUUGACACUGCAACUCUGCAGGGGAAGGGACCUGUCCUGACGGAGUUUAUCAAAGAGAGAGCCCCACUACAUGAGUAUAAGACAGGCAGAGGACUACAGAGUUGCCCUGAAGUGUGCACACAGAGCAAGACAUCCUCAACUGCCCUGGGAGGUGUAAUCGUUUGAUGUCGCCAUCUUAAUCCAAGAAAUCACCCAAUCAGCAAAAAGAUGAUUUUCAGAUCAUGAUAGCAUUCUCUUUUUUAAGUCAUGUUACAAUUGUUGAGACACAUUAUAGAUGCUGAACUUGAUAGAAAUUAGUUUUAUUCAUCAGAUAGUCUUCUGGAAACUGAAUACUUCAAGAGCUCCUGUUAAUUGCACUUCAGGCAAUAUCCUCAAUCUCCUGCUGAUUAACAGCAUGCUUGCUGGUUUCACUUCAAAUGUACACCUGAGGCAGAUAAAUGUCUGCACAAGGGUAACUCUCUGCACAUCUCUCUUGAUUGUAGCACAUUUUCAAAACUUAAUUUUACUGUCUGAAGGUUAACUAGGGCUGGCAUGUCAGUAAAUGAGCCUUCCCAAUAAGAUAUUCACAGACCUGCCAACUUUGGGAAAAUAUUUUGAGUACCACAAUAGUCAGUGUAACGCUUAGUUCACAUGCUUUCGCACCACUUCGCUUUGCACACGACAGUCUGCAAGAGACACAGACACACACACACACACACACACAA